CGUGGCACGUUGCAAGAUGAAGAAAUGAACGCCUGAGAAGACGGAUUUUCCAAAAGCGAAGAACUGAAGAUAGAAAAACAGGAAGGAGGAGAAACCGGGAAGAGACGAACGCAAAUCACAACAAUGGCGCAACUUGCAGAAACCUAUGCCUGCGUUCCGUCGACGGAACGAGGUAGAGGGAUCUUGAUAUCUGGCGAUUCCAAAUCGAAUUCGAUUCUCUACUGCAAUGGUCGAUCGGUAAUAAUUCGUUACCUUGAUCGGCCACUUGAGGUCAAGGUAUACGGAGAGCAUGCUUAUCAGGCUACCGUCGCUCGAUACUCUCCAAAUGGAGAAUGGAUCGCAUCUGCCGAUGUUUCAGGUACGGUCAGGAUAUGGGGAGCGUACAACGACUUUGUAUUGAAGAAGGAAUUCAAGGUGCUCACAGGUAGGAUCGAUGAUCUUCAGUGGUCUGCUGAUGGACAGAGAAUUGUAGCAUCUGGUGAUGGCAAGGGGAAAUCGCUUGUUCGCGCUUUCAUGUGGGAUUCAGGAACUAACGUGGGAGAAUUUGAUGGUCAUUCAAAAAGGAUACUAAGUUGUGCAUUUAAGCCAACUAGGCCUUUCCGAAUUGUAACUUGCGGAGAAGACUUUUUGGUGAACUUUUAUGAAGGACCACCAUUUAAAUUCAAGCUUUCUCACAGGGAUCAUUCCAAUUUUGUAAAUUGUGUACGAUUUUCACCAGAUGGCAACAAAUUCAUCACUGUAAGUUCUGAUAAAAGGGGCAUCUUGUACGAUGCAAAAACAGGAGAUAAAGUGGGAGAAUUAUCUUCUGAGGAUGGUCAUACUGGCAGCAUUUAUGCUGUCAGCUGGAGUCCUGAUGGUAAACAGAUUGUUACUGUGUCUGCUGACAAGACUGCAAAGAUAUGGGAGAUAUCUGAAGAUGGUAGUAAUGGGAAGGUGAUAAAAACAUUAACAUCUCCUGGCUCUGGUGGAAUUGAUGACAUGCUAGUUGGAUGCCUAUGGCAGAAUGAUUUUAUUGUUACUGUUUCUCUUGGUGGAACUAUUAGCUUGUUUUCUGCAAGUAAUCCUGAUAAUGAUCCUCUUUUAUUGUCUGGACAUAUGAAAAACAUCGCUUCACUGGCAGUUAUUGGGAGCUCGCCAAGACUAAUUUUGUCCAGCAGCUAUGAUGGAUUGAUUGUUAAAUGGAUCCAAGGUGUUGGAUAUAGUGGCAGGUUAGAUAGGAAGGUAAAUGGUCAAAUCAAAUGCUUCACCGCUGUUGAUGAGGAAAUUGUUUCAUCUGGGUUUGACAAUAAGGUCUGGAGAAGUUCUUUUUUGCAUGGAGACCAAUUAGGGGAUGCAGAGUCUAUUGAUGUAGGCAACCAGCCAAAAGACUUAAGUCUUGCCCUUCUUUCUCCUGAAUUGGCCUUAGUUUGUACAGAUUCAGGAGUUUCACUCCUCCGUGGGACAAAUGUCGUGUCAACCAUUGACCUUGGAUUUUCUGUGUCAGCGUGUGUUAUAACACCUGAUGGAAGUGAAGCCAUUGUUGGUGGACAGGAUGGGAAACUGCACAUGUACUCUAUCGAAGGUGAUUCGCUUACAGAAGUGGCUGUUCUUGAGAAGCAUCGAGGUGCUAUUACAGUCAUACGUUACUCUCCAGAUGUUUCCAUGUUUGCUUCGGGUGAUUCCAACAGAGAAGCUAUUGUCUGGGAUCGUGCCUCCCAUGAGGUGAAGCUUAAGAAUAUGUUGUACCAUACAGCACGUAUAAACUGCCUAGGUUGGUCCCCCGAUAACAAAAUGGUCGCAACCGGAUCACUAGAUACAUGUGUCAUUAUUUAUGAUAUUGAAAAGCCAGCUUCAAGUCGCAUCACAGUAAAGGGGGCUCAUUUAGGUGGUGUUUAUGGUGUGUCAUUCAUCGACGAACAAAAUGUGGUCAGUUCCGGUGAAGAUGCAUGCAUCCGCGUGUGGCGGUUGAGUUAGUGGGGAGCUCUUUGGUAACUUAUAUUUGUGUUUCGGUCUUCCAUAGGUAUAUGUGAGUUGAAAUAAUUGUUUUUCGGAGUUUUCAACCUCUUGCAGAAGGGCAUAUUCAUGACCAUCUGCUCGUGGAGAGGAUAUUCGAAGCAAAUGGUGGAUUCGUGUAUUGAGUGUGGGUUCCGGUUGAGGCAAAGGAAAAGAAGUGAUUUGUGGUUUUUUUUUUAAUGGCUGUUAUAGAAUGAUGAGUAUGAUUUUCAGUUUUUUUUUCACGUCUUCUACUUGCUAUUUUUGUUCUUUGAUACUUCAAUUUUUACCAGAAUGCUUAUUUAUUAGAUUGUAUUGGUUUGUGGAAAUGAAUUAUUAUUAUUUGAAAAUUUAUAAAAGCUUGUUUUUGCCAUAA
Impatiens glandulifera is the source of this 2347-nucleotide messenger RNA. Its product is annotated as actin-interacting protein 1-2-like. The transcript is spliced from 6 exons. Gene Ontology annotation, cellular component: cortical actin cytoskeleton. NCBI's taxonomy places the organism in Eukaryota, Viridiplantae, Streptophyta, Magnoliopsida, Ericales, Balsaminaceae. Gene Ontology annotation, biological process: positive regulation of actin filament depolymerization; actin filament depolymerization. Gene Ontology annotation, molecular function: actin filament binding. Bases 124 to 1953 code for a protein of 609 amino acids. The record is from RefSeq and is a predicted model, not a curated record.